GUGAGAUCUUCAUCUUCUCUAUUGAGCUUUCUUCUGGUUCAGUCACUUCAAUAGAUUCACAUGAUUUUGAGAAAGCAAAGUAUAUAAAGCAAGAAUCGAAGACCGAGCGAGAGUAGAAGAAGAAGAAGAGCAAUAAAGAAACCAUGGGAGGUGGUUAUGUGUUGGGUUCGGCCAGAUCGGGACAGACGAUAAUGGUGGCUCUGGUUCUAAUGGUUGGAUCAUUUUACGCAGGCUCUAUCUUCGGAAACAAUUCUCCUAUUUACAUUUCCCAACCUUCUUCUUCUUCCAAUUCUUCUUCUUCUUCUCCAUCACAAUCUGGUCCAUCAAAUUUUGCUAACAAAAUAGAGCUUACUUACCGGAGAACUUCUGUUUCGAUCCCUGCGAGUGGGGUGAAUGUUUGUCCAUUGAAGUUCAAUGAGUAUAAUCCUUGUCACAAUGUCACUUAUGUGCAACAGCUUCUCCCAAGCCUGAAUCUUUCUAGAAGAGAAGAGCUUGAGAGACACUGUCCGCCACUUGAACAGCGUUUGUUUUGUUUGGUGCCUCCGCCAAAAGAUUAUAAGAUACCAAUACGCUGGCCAACUAGCAGAGAUUAUGUAUGGAGAAGCAAUGUGAAUCAUACGCAUCUUGCUGAAGUGAAAGGCGGCCAGAAUUGGGUGCAUGAACAAGGUCAAUUAUGGUGGUUCCCUGGUGGCGGUACUCAUUUCAAACACGGAGCUCCAGAAUACAUCCAGAGGUUAGGAAACAUGACAACUAAUGAAACAGGUGACCUUCGUUCAGCUGGGGUUGAACAAGUUCUUGAUGUUGGAUGUGGAGUUGCUAGCUUUGCAGCUUAUCUUCUUCCUUUAGGUAUAAAGACAAUGUCUUUUGCCCCUAAAGAUGGUCAUGAAAACCAAAUCCAGUUUGCGUUGGAGAGAGGAAUCAGCGCAAUGAUCUCUGCCAUAGCCACCAAACAAAUGCCAUAUCCUGCGGCCUCGUUUGAUAUGGUUCACUGCUCAAGAUGUCGUGUUGAUUGGCAUGAAAAUGAUGGUAUCUUGAUUAAAGAGGUUAAUCGUCUUCUCCGACCCAAUGGAUACUUUGUUUAUUCAGCACCACCUGCGUACAGAAAGGAUAAAGAUUUCCCCAUGAUUUGGGAUAAGUUGGUCAAUCUAACUACCGCAAUGUGCUGGAAGCUCAUUUCCCGAAAGGUACAGACUGCAAUAUGGGUUAAAGAAGAUGACGAGGCUUGCCUUAGGAAGAAUUCAGAGCUAGAGCUUAUAACUAUAUGUGAUGUAGAAGAUGUUUCGAAAACUUCAUGGAAAGUUCCUCUUAGAGACUGUGUGGACAUUAUUGAAAAUAUACAAAAGAAACCCUCUUCUUUAACUGAACGUCUAUCGUCAUAUCCAACAAGUCUAACAGAAAAAGGCAUCAGCGAAGAUGAAUUUACAUUGGACACAAACUUCUGGACAGAACAAGUGAAUCAGUACUGGGAGUUAAUGAAUGUUAAUAAGACCGAAGUGCGAAAUGUGAUGGACACAAAUGCAUUCAUUGGUGGAUUUGCCGCAGCCAUGAACUCAUAUCCCGUUUGGGUCAUGAACGUUGUACCUGCUACGAUGAACGAUACCUUAUCCGGAAUUUAUCAGAGGGGCUUAACUGGUGCUUAUCAUGAUUGGUCUGAGCCGUUCUCAACGUAUCCCCGUACUUACGAUCUUCUACAUGCGGACCAUCUCUUCGCUCACUAUAAAAUCCACAGUAAAGGUUGUUUACUAGAGGACAUCAUGCUUGAGAUGGACCGCAUUAUACGCCCUCAGGGAUUCAUCAUUAUCAGAGACGAGGAAUCAAUCAUCUCAAGAGUCCGAGACUUGGCUCCUAAGUUCCUUUGGGAAGUUGAAACACAUGAGCUUCAAGACAAAUACAAGAAGACAGAAACUGUUCUAUUUUGCAGAAAGAUAUUUUGGGCAAUCGUUUGAAAAUCUACUUGUGUAGAAAUUCUUUUUUACUUGUCUUGGUUAUUAAGAGAAAGAAAUUACAGAUUACUUUUGUAAUGUUUGUUCAUUGAUUAACCGUAAUAGAUGUCUCCUAGUCCUUGUACA
Molecule: messenger RNA, 2069 nt
Organism: Arabidopsis lyrata subsp. lyrata
Lineage: Eukaryota; Viridiplantae; Streptophyta; Magnoliopsida; Brassicales; Brassicaceae
Product: probable methyltransferase PMT7
Exons: 7
Coding region: 144-1946 (600 amino acids)
Cellular component (GO): trans-Golgi network; cytoplasm; endosome
Molecular function (GO): methyltransferase activity
Source: RefSeq, a predicted model, not a curated record